Messenger RNA from Penicillium daleae, 390 nucleotides. RefSeq names its product SCP2 sterol-binding domain-containing protein. The record is from RefSeq and is a predicted model, not a curated record. The coding region runs from base 1 to 390 and encodes 129 amino acids. The transcript is spliced from 3 exons. NCBI's taxonomy places the organism in Eukaryota, Fungi, Ascomycota, Eurotiomycetes, Eurotiales, Aspergillaceae. Gene Ontology annotation, cellular component: cytosol.
AUGUCUCUCAAGAAGGAUUCCUUCCCCGCCUCCGCCGCCUUCGACGCGAUCAACCAGACGCUGCAGGCCGAUGCCGCCGAGCGCAAGGACGCCGUCGAGAAGGCCAAGGCCAUCGUCUCUUUCAACCUGAAGAACGAGAAGGGCGAGGAGGCCAGCUGGUACCUCGACCUGAAGAACAAGGGCGAGGUUGGCCAGGGUGCCGCCCCCGCUGGUGCCAAGGCUGACGUGACCCUCUCCCUCUCCGACGCAGACUUCGCUUCCCUCGUCUCUGGCAAGGCUAACGCCCAGCGUCUGUUCAUGGGCGGUAAGCUCAAGAUCAAGGGCAACAUCAUGAAGGCCACCAAGAUGGAGCCUAUCCUCAAGAAGGCUCAGGGCAAGGCCAAGCUGUAA